Molecule: messenger RNA, 1179 nt
Organism: Emiliania huxleyi CCMP1516
Lineage: Eukaryota; Haptophyta; Isochrysidales; Noelaerhabdaceae
Exons: 8
Coding region: 5-1108 (367 amino acids)
Biological process (GO): protein targeting to ER
Cellular component (GO): endoplasmic reticulum; mitochondrion
Source: RefSeq, a predicted model, not a curated record
UCUGAUGAGACUCGACCGACAUGUCUCACUCUUGCUGGCUCUAGCGGCGGCGCUCGCGGCUGCCGACUCGACCGCGCCCACGCUGCGCGGCGCACGUGUGCGGGACCGCGUCUGGGUGCGCCGUCCGGGCGGCGGCCGCCACAUCGAGCUCGUCCCGUCGCUCGAGGAGCUCUGCGAGCGCGAGCAGCUCGAUCUCGGCGCGAUGCGCGAGGUGGCGGCGGGCAGCAUGGAGGAGCACGAAGGAUGGAGCUGCGGCACUGCCAGCGAGUGCGAGAGCGAGGCGGCGGAGGCCGCCUCCGGAGCAGCGGUCGCCGAUGGCGAGCUGACACCACCGUCACCGCCGGCUGGCCGCGCGGCGUCAUCGCGGCGGAAGCCCAAGGCCGCCGCGUCUGAGCGGACCGCUGUGCUGAGCAAGGCUCGCGGCAAAACAGCGGCUCCGGCGGAGGCGGCCGAGGCGGCGGCAGCGGGUGCAGCCGUCCCGGCCGGCGGCGGCGGCGGCACGAUGUCGAAGAUGCUCGUGCAGCUCGUCGCCUCCACCACCGCCUCAAAGGCUGUCAAGCGGCUCGACAAGGCGGCGCCAGACUUUGUGCAAAAGGUGCGGAUGGCGUUCUACGUCCUCGCAGGCGUCCGCCUGCUGCUCGAGGCCCUCGUGAGCUGGAGGAUCGACGCGGCUGCGGACGACACACUCCUCGAGAACCCGCCCGCCGCAGACCCGAUGGCGGCCAUGCUCGCUGCGGUGGGGCUUGGCGGCGGCGGCGGCGGCGACCAGACUGUCGUCGAGUACGACCGUUCGCAGCUGAACCGCGCGGCGAACAGCUAUAAGGCGAACGCCAUCCUGAUGUUUGUCUUGCACGCGCUGCUCGGCUGGCACUCGACCCUCAUCUACUCGGCCACCUCCUCCGUCGUCGACUUCCUCUACCACCCGCUCUUCGCCAUCCACGUGCUCGGCCGCUCUCCCAUCGGCCACCUCGCGCGCCCCUUCAAGGCCCCGGGUGGUUUGCCCUUCAAGCCGCCGGAGAUGCCCGCGCCGGCGGAGGCGGCCGAGGAGGCGGGGGCCGAGGCGGCGGCGGCGGAUGAGGCGCAAGCGGAUGAGGCGGACGGGUCUUGAGAGAGUGUUGAGAGGAGACCGCGCCGUAGCCUGCCCCUGGGGUUUGCGCAGCAUACGUGCAUAUAAAAAUG